Dicentrarchus labrax (European seabass) is the source of this 7411-nucleotide messenger RNA. RefSeq names its product nitric oxide synthase 1 (neuronal) (gene nos1). Bases 248 to 4534 code for a protein of 1428 amino acids. The transcript has 29 exons. Gene Ontology annotation, biological process: nitric oxide biosynthetic process. Gene Ontology annotation, molecular function: FMN binding; nitric-oxide synthase activity; calmodulin binding. The record is from RefSeq and is a predicted model, not a curated record. NCBI's taxonomy places the organism in Eukaryota, Metazoa, Chordata, Actinopteri, Moronidae.
CUCUGUAUUUAUAAGGCGCCCCGGUGCGCGGAAAGGCACAAGCGUGCCUCGUCUCUAGAGAGGCAGAGCGCGUCGCUGUGACUUGGAGACGUUUUUGGAUGAAAAGACCUGUGCAGCCGCUGCUGAGGAAGAGACGCGGGAGCGCAGGAGUUUUAUCCCAAGUUCACUGCGACUUGCUCUCAGGGAAACAUCCCUGGGGACACAUAUACUCACAAGCAAGCGCUCACACGCAAUCACACAAGACACCAUGCAGGAGUCAGAGCCCACAGUGUGCCAGCUGCAGCCCAACAUCAUCUCAGUGCGUCUUUUCAAGAGAAAGGUUGGCGGUCUGGGCUUUCUGGUGAAGCAGAGGGUGUCCAAGCCACCCGUCAUCGUGUCUGACCUCAUCCGUGGUGGCGCUGCAGAGGAGUGCGGCCUGGUGCAGGUGGGCGACAUCGUCUUGGCAGUCAACAACAAGCCCCUGGUGGACCUGUCCUAUGAACGGGCCCUGGAGACGCUGAAGAACGUGUCACCCGAGAGCCACGCCGUGCUGAUCCUCCGAGGGCCCGAGGGCUUCACCACCCACCUGGAGACCACCCUGUCUGGAGAUGGCCGCCAACGCACAGUGAGGGUCACACGCCCUGCCUUCCCGCCCUCAAAGUCCUACGAGCACUGCUCCCCUCUCAGCCCAUUCGGCCCUGGGCAGCAGCAGCAGGUCAACAAGGAUCCCCAGCUCAGGGCCAUUGAGAACCUGUCCUCUCCGUCCAUCACCCAGUCCCUCCUGCAGAGGGCAGGCGUGCAGGCCCAGGACCCCCUGCUGAUGAGGGAUGGGGGCCGCGGAGCUCUCCUGUGCAACGGGCUGGAGGAAAACAACGAACUGCUGAAGGAGAUCGAACCAGUGCUGCGUCUCAUCAAAAACAGCAAAAAGGAGAUCAAUGGAGAAGGCCAGAGGAAUGUGGGAAGAAGGGACGCUGAGAUUCAAGUGGCGUGGGACCUUGGCGUGGGAAAUGGCACAUCUCCCCAGCUGGCCUCAGAUAACAACAGAAUGCUGGAAAACAUGCCGGUGGUGUUCAACAACGCUGACACUGACAAGCCUCCUGCCCAGGACAGGUCCUCACCCACCAAGUCACUGCAGAACGGCAGCCCCUCCAAAUGCCCCCGCUUCCUUAAGAUCAAGAACUGGGAGACUGGCACCAUCUAUAGCGACACACUCCACCACAGCUCCAGCAAGAUGCCAAUCUGCAGCGAAAAUGUGUGCAUCGGCUCUGUGGUGAUGCCCAAUCAGCACGUCCGCAAACCAGACGAGGUCAGAGGCAAAGAGGAGCUUCUUCCAUUGGCCACUGACUUCAUAGACCAGUACUACACCUCCAUUAAAAGGUAUGGCUCUAAGGCCCAUGUGGACAGACUGGAGGAGGUGACCAAGGAGAUUGAAGCUUCAGGAACUUACCAGCUGAAAGACACUGAAUUGAUUUAUGGCGCCAAGCACGCCUGGAGGAAUGCUGCCCGAUGUGUAGGGAGGAUCCAGUGGUCCAAACUACAGGUUUUUGAUGCUAGAGACUGCACAACAGCUCAUGGAAUGUACAACUACAUCUGUAACCACAUCAAGUAUGCCACCAACAAAGGCAACCUGAGAUCGGCCAUCACCAUAUUUCCCCAGAGGACUGAUGGCAAACAUGACUUUCGAGUGUGGAACAGUCAGCUGAUUCGUUAUGCAGGCUACAAACAGCCUGAUGGACAGAUCUUGGGAGACCCUGCUAAUGUUGAAUUUACUGAGAUCUGCAUGCAGCUUGGAUGGAAAGCUCCCAAGGGCCGUUUUGAUGUCCUGCCCCUCCUGCUGCAAGCCAACGGAAAUGACCCCGAGCUGUUUGAAAUACCUGAAGACCUCAUCCUGGAGGUGCCGAUCACACACCCAAAGUACGAGUGGUUCAAGGAACUGGACCUGAAGUGGUACGGCCUCCCGGCAGUCUCCAACAUGCUGCUGGAGAUUGGCGGCCUGGAGUUCACUGGUUGCCCCUUCAGUGGCUGGUACAUGGGCACUGAGAUUGGCGUGAGGGACUUCUGUGACACCUCACGCUACAACAUUCUGGAGGAGGUUGCUAACAGGAUGGCCUUAGACACCAGGAAGACUUCCUCCCUUUGGAAAGACCAGGCACUGGUGGAGAUUAACAUUGCUGUUCUCUACAGCUUCCAGUCAUGCAAAGUUACCAUAGUAGACCAUCACUCAGCCACAGAGUCCUUCAUGAAGCAUAUGGAGAAUGAGUACCGGGUGCGAGGUGGCUGUCCUGGAGACUGGGUGUGGAUUGUGCCUCCCAUGUCAGGAAGUAUCACACCGGUUUUCCACCAAGAAAUGCUCAACUACCGCCUCACCCCAUCCUUUGAGUACCAGCCUGAUCCCUGGAAUACCCAUGUGUGGAAAGGAGUCAAUGGGACGCCCACAAAGAAAAGAGCCAUCGGAUUCAAGAAGCUUGCCAAGGCUGUGAAAUUUUCGGCCAAGCUCAUGGGCCAGGCCAUGGCCAAGAGGGUGAAAGCCACUAUACUGUUUGCCACAGAGACGGGCAAAUCGCAAGAUUAUGCCAAAACUCUCUGUGAAAUCUUCAAGCACGCUUUUGACGCAAAGGUCACGUCAAUGGAUGAAUAUGAUGUGGUGGACCUGGAGCACGAGACGCUGGUGUUAGUGGUGACCAGCACAUUCGGAAAUGGUGAUCCACCUGAGAAUGGAGAGAAAUUUGGAGCUGCCUUAAUGGAGAUGCGCCACCCAACAUCCAACACAGAAGAUAGAAAGAGCUACAAGGUCCGCUUCAACAGUGUGUCCUCCUACUCUGACACUCGCAAGUCCUCCAGUGACGAGCCAGAAGCCAAGAUUAACUUUGAGAGCACUGGACCUCUCGCCAACGUCAGGUUCUCAGUGUUUGGCCUUGGCUCCAGGGCCUACCCACACUUCUGCGCCUUUGCCCACGCUGUGGACACGCUGUUUGAAGAGCUGGGAGGGGAGCGCAUCCUACGCAUGGGAGAAGGAGAUGAGCUGUGUGGCCAGGAGGAGUCAUUCAGAACCUGGGCCAAGAAGGUUUUUAAGGCUGCCUGUGACGUGUUCUGUGUUGGAGACGAUGUGAACAUUGAGAAGGCCAACGACUCCUUGAUCAGCAAUGACCGCAGCUGGAAGAAGAGCAAGUUCCGCCUGACGUACACAGCCGAGGCCCCGGCCCUCACAGAAGCAUUGUACAGCGUUCACAAAAAGAGGGUUUAUGGAGCAAAGAUGCUAGAAUCUGAAAACUUACAAACUUCCAAAUCCAAUCGCUCCACCAUAUUUGUGCGGCUCCACACAAACAACCACGACAGACUGAGCUACCAGCCCGGCGACCAUCUGGGCAUCUUCCCUGGCAACCACGAGGACUUGGUGACGGCUCUCAUAGAUAAACUGGAGGAUGCUCCACCUGUCAAUCAAAUUGUCAAAGUGGAGUUCCUGGAGGAGAGGAACACUGCCCUGGGUGUAAUCAGUAACUGGACAAACGAGACUCGUAUCCCUCCCUGCACCAUCUACCAGGCCUUCCAGUACUUCCUGGACAUCACCACUCCACCGAGUCCUGUGCUGCUGCAGCAGUUUGCUGCUCUGGCAACCAAUGACAAACAGAAAAAGAAACUAGAGAUCCUCAGUAAGGGUUUGCAGGAGUAUGAGGAGUGGAAGUGGUACAACAAUCCGACACUGGUGGAGAUGCUGGAGGAGUUCCCUUCCAUUCAGAUGCCCUCCACUCUGCUGCUUACCCAGCUGCCCCUGCUGCAGCCUCGCUACUACUCUAUCAGCUCCUCUCCAGACCUGCACCCAGGAGAGAUUCACCUCACCGUCGCUGUGGUCUCUUACCGUGCCAGAAAUGGAGAGGGACCUAUCCACCACGGAGUGUGUUCAUCGUGGCUCAACAGGAUAGAGAAGGGGGAGAUGGUGCCGUGUUUUGUCCGAGGUGCACCAUCAUUCCAACUUCCCAAAGACAACCAAGCACCCUGUAUCCUGGUAGGUCCAGGAACAGGUAUCGCCCCUUUCAGAAGCUUCUGGCAACAGAGACUAUAUGACCUUGAACACAAAGGAAUUGAGUCGUGCCCCAUGAUCCUGGUGUUUGGGUGUCGGCAGUCAGAGAUGGACCACAUCUACAAGGAGGAGACCAUCCAGGCCAAGAACAAACAAGUGUUCAAGGAGCUCUACACGGCCUAUUCCAGAGAACCCGGCAAACCAAAGAAAUAUGUCCAGGAUGCACUGCGCGAGCAGCUGUCAGAGACGGUAUACCAGUGCCUGCGGGAGGAGGGAGGACACAUCUAUGUGUGUGGGGAUGUUACAAUGGCUGGGGAUGUUCUCAAGACUGUCCAGCAAAUCAUCAAGCAGCAGGGCAACAUGACCCUGGAGGACGCUGGCUUCUUCAUCAGCAAGCUUCGCGAUGAGAACCGCUACCAUGAGGACAUCUUUGGUGUCACCCUGCGCACCUAUGAGGUCACCAACCGACUUCGUUCAGAAUCCAUUGCCUACAUUGAGGAGAGCAAAAAGGACUCAGAUGAGGUUUUCUGCUCGUAGGUCUAUGAAUUGGGGACUUUCUGGCGACAACCAGUCAAGAGGACACGGCAACACUGGUUAAAGAAUACUGUGCCAAUUUUUGUACUGUAAAAAAAAAGGGUUUCUUUCUUUUUUUAUACCACUUAAAUGUUUCUGUUGGGCUCUGCGAUUUUGUCUGUAGCAAGUUGGAAAUGUUCUGUUCUUUAAAAAUCUGUUUUGCUUGUUGAUGAUACUUCCAAAAAUUAUAAAUUGAUCAUUUUGAUUCAUAAUGUGUGCACCUAGUGUAAUGACCUGCCUCAUUGUGAAUGCAUGACCAAGACAAGAAUAUACUCAAGAAAUAUAAUAUACUCUGUGUUAUUGUUACAGUUAAAAGGCUUUUAUUGAGAUUUUAUAUUUACAGGGAAACAUGUGGCGUUGUUAACAAACUCAAAGAUGUUUCUGAAGUUGAAUUAAGUCAAUUUUACGUUUCAGGAAAGAACCAGGGCUGGUUACAUCUAUUUGGGCUGUUUUUAUCAAAGACUGUAGUUUCAGGAAAAGUUCAAACAGCAGAGAUAAGUGAAAGCUGUACAGGCAUGCAGGUAGAAAAACUGAAAGACAAUUUUGGCGUGUUGACAGGUCGCCCUAAAUGAUGAAAACAGUGAUUCUGUCACAGCUUGAACAAACAUAUUAUCUAGCUCUUCACUGGUAAACCAUUAAAAUGCAUCAGCCUCUGUGCCAGCUGUCUUUUUAGUGGCUGUCCAUUCUCUCAUAACAUCAUAAUGUUGUGUGUCACAGCUGGUGCUUGCCCAGCCCACAGCAGCUGCAUAGGAAUGUGCAAGGUAGCCACUAAAGAAGUCUGAAACUGAGUCAGUACAUAUUAAAAUAAUCUUAAUUAAACUUCUUCAGGGCUCUCAAAUUUUAAAUUAUCUAAGUAUUGAUGUGUUGACUAUAAUAAAAGAAAACUAUAUAACCAUAGUGGAGGGAAACUGGUUUGAAAAAAGCUUUUUUCUUUAAUGAAAUCUGGGAUUGUUUGACAUUUUGGGAAAAUAACGCUUAUUCUCUCUAUUGCCGAGAAUAAGAUGAGAAUAUCAAUACCACUCUCUUGUCUGUACGGAAAAUACGGGGCUACAUUUUUUAAUUUUUCAAGUUGCAUAGCCCUAGCUGAGCAUAAAAACUGGAAAUUAUAAUAUCUCGCUACCAAAGGACUAAAUAGAGGUUAUGACCUUAUUCUCAGUAAAAAAAGUAAACAAACAAAACAACUAUGAUACUAAAAGUCAACUAUGACUUUAAAAAUUAAGUAUCUCUGUAACAAAACAUUGUCAAUGGAAGCAAAAAGAUCUGUUUUAGCUCCCUGUGCUGUCCAGAUCAUAUCAUAUAGCUGUCAACAUGGCACAAACUGUCACCUAUUGAGCUUUUAAAACAUGCAUUUAUCAGCAUCAUGACUCCUCUGCCUCUUGCCUUACAUUAACUCUCUGCCUCUGCCUACAUACGACACAUUUCUUUUUUCUUUCGUCUCUCUGCAUGAAAUUGCGCAACCCUGCGGCUCACACGCCACCCUUUCACUGUGACCUGACACCUGCUCAGUAGCAUCAGCAUGUGUGUGUAUGUGUGUGCGUGUGUGUGUGUGUGUGUGUGUGUGUGUGUGUGUGCCAUAGACAUCAUCAUAAGUGUGCGCAUCUCAAUAUGAGUGGGUGUAAAACAUGCAUGUGCUCAGGUGUUUGUUUUUACAUGAUUAUUCUGCUUGUUGUCUGUUACCUUGUCAAACUGGUCAGAUUUUAAAAUAAGCAUGAAUUUGUUGCUCUGUGAGUCACACAAGCCUGCAAAUUUAAUCUUACAGAUGGUGUUUUGGUAACAGGAAACUGCCCACAUGGCUUUUAGUUUUAAUCUCAGCAGUUUUAUUGUUGUAAGUUGCAGUGAAGUUUUUCAUUCAGGGACAAGAGGCAAUCACACUGCCGCUGUGGUCAUUUGCUGCUUUCCAAUGAGUCAGGACUGUAAUUUGAAUAUGUUUGUGCAGAGGCCACAUUGUUUAUUGAUCACCCUCUCUGCAGUAACCUGUGGCUUUACUUGUCAGCUUCUGAGUCUUGUUUGUUCCCUUUAUUUGUCUUUGAUUAAAAUUAAAGAUAGCUGUCAGCAUGAUUAACGGAUUUCAAUGUGAUUUUCAAAUGUCCCUCACAGCUGCUGAGAAUAUUUUUGUUUUCUGAUUUCCUCUGAGGCAACUAUUUUUACUGCCGGGAAACAAUGGGUGAUUCCCAUUGUCCCCACUGUUGUUCAUUCUGGAUGAAUGUCACCUCUGUAUAAUUUGUUUAAACAGAUUUAGUUAAAUUGGAAUGAGAGUCGUCAAGAAAAUGUCUGUGAUGUAAAAUGUGCAACAGGAAAACAAUUGAUACAAGAUAUAGCUUCUAUAUAUAGCUUCUAUAUAUAUAUAUAUUCAAAGACAAAGUAUAAAAUAUAAAGAGUACCACUUCAAUCUUUUCUAAGAAUGUAUUUUGAUUAUGUAAAUGAGCACUAUGAUUCUGCUUGAUUUAAAAAGAACAAAAAAAGGCAUAUUCUAUGGUGUCUCUCAUAUCCUUUAGGUAUGGGGAAAAACAGCAGCAUUAAAUAAAUGCAUGGUGAUCUUCUGUCUCCUGUUCAUAUUUAAAAAGCUCUGUCUAUUUACCAGCACUGUGUCAGUCAGUGAGACUGUAUUGUGAAGUUAUCCGGCCUUUCUCACAGGGCUUCGGAUUGGUAAAAAACAUUUUUGAGGGGUUUCUUUUUCUGUGUUUGCAUAUCGCUGCUGCUAUGAACAACUCUGAUCCAAUCAGCCUCUGCUAUAAUGACCUUUGUUGUGUAAUUGAUUGAGGAUAUUCCAUUUUAAUGCAUCAACUGCAAGGACUUUGCAUUUACUUACAAAUAAAGAGAAACAUUUACAGAAUAUGUCAA